AUGCAAGAAAUUUUAAAAUAAUCCUAAUAAAAAGUGGAUAAUCAUCUUAAACAUUUAUCAUAAAUAUUUUUGAAUCAUUAAGGGAUCAAGAAAUUAAACUAAUUGGGAGGAAUAAAUUGUUAGAGUGAAUACUUAGAGAAAAUUCAUUAUAUAGAAUUUGAAGAAGGAGAGGAAAUCAUAAAGACUGGGGAGAUUGGACAUUUUUUUUAUUUACUCAUUGAAGGAGAAGUUAAUAUAAAAAAAUCUUACUUUGGAACAGAAGCAUUGAUAAAUCUACCAUAUAUAUAGACUAUAAAAAGUAUUACAAAAACAAAAUUUGGUACUAUAAACAAAAAUGAUUUUGAAAAUAUCAAAAGGAAAGCUAAGUUGAAAGACACUAAUGAGCAACUUGAAUUCUUUAGACAUUCACAAUUAUUUGGAUAAUUAUCUAAAGUAAUGAUAGAUAGAUUGCUCAAAAACUGUUAAAUAGAAAUAUUUGAUAAAAAUUAAUUGGUCUAUUAUGAAGGAGAUUCAUCCUCUACAAUAUAUCUUGUGAGAGAUGGAAUAUUUUAAUUGUAAAAGAAAAUGAUUAUUGGAAAUAGAUGGAAAAACAUAACCAUUUGUGAAAUCGGAAUAUAUUAAUUAUUUGGUGACUUAGAAUGUUUAUUGAAUAAGUAAAGAUAUUUCACAGUUAAAUGUUUAAAAUAAGGUAGUUGCUAUAAAAUAAGUAAUGAAGAUUUCUAUCAAAAAGUCAUUUCGGAUUAGCCCAGUUAAGAGGCUUAAAUAUAUAUAAAUUAAUAUAUUAAGACAUAGUUAUUAAAUAGGACUGAGAGAAUUGAAAGAGUAACUGAAGCUUUAGCUCAAAAUAGUGAAUAUUUGAUUGGAUUAUCUGGAACAAAGAAUUCAAGUAAUAAAGAAUUGAGUUAGAUAGAAAUGAAUGUAUUAGAUAAGACUCAUUCUAGAUAUGCAUAAAUAUAUAAUUAAGCUUGUUAAAAGAGAGUAAAGGUUAGAUAUGCAACAAUUCAUAAAACUGAUGUAGCAGUUACUAGAGUAACAUCAAAAAAUGAAGCAAUUCAUAAGACUAUUGUUGUUUCAAUUGAGAAACCAUUAAAAUAAUAUAUCUAUGAUGAAAUUAAAAUGCCUGAUAUAGUUCAGAGAAGGUUUCGUGAUUUCUUACCUAAGAAAAAGAAAGACUUUUGGAUUAUUACAUAAAACAAUAAAUCUUCUAUACUUUGA
This is a messenger RNA of Paramecium pentaurelia, 1215 nucleotides long. The record is from the annotation of a GenBank genome assembly. NCBI's taxonomy places the organism in Eukaryota, Ciliophora, Oligohymenophorea, Peniculida, Parameciidae.